Messenger RNA from Rotaria socialis, 1011 nucleotides. The record is from the annotation of a GenBank genome assembly. Lineage: Eukaryota; Metazoa; Rotifera; Eurotatoria; Philodinida; Philodinidae.
AUGUCGCACAAUCUAGCACUUUUACUGGCGUCGCCAGGCGAUGUCUCCGAGUCGUUGAAGGCUGGUAUACAAAUUGUUGCAAAAGUGCGUUCUAAUGAAGAAGAUCAACGAAAAUCCGCCCGUUCCUUGGCUGGCGUCCUGCUCGAUAUUCGGCACAUGCAGAAUUUGUUGGAUAAAAAAUGUGUUGAGAUGUAUGACGCGUUCUAUCGACAUCGAUUUACAAAACAAGAAGCGCUUCAAGCGAUUAGCACGUUUUUCGCACGAGAUCCGCCAUCACAAGUUUAUAUGGUAUACUAUAGUGGUCAUGGUGAGCGAAUAACAGGUAACUGGGUUUUUACAGAUGGAACGAUUUCCUACGAUGAAAUUAUUAGCAUGUGGUGUCAAUCGGGCAAGUCCGAAAACUAUGGAUUGUGGAUUAUCAGUGAUUCAUGCUUCUCAGGGCAAUGGAUUCAAACAGCGCACCACCUUAACACAUCCAACUGUAUGUUUAUCCGUAUGUUGUGCUCAUCAGAAGCAAACAAAGUGUCAUAUGACACUUCAGAAGGCGGUGAUUUUACUAUAAAGUUCACACAGGGAAACCAUGAGAGACUUGCUACUCCUGCUGUAAGCUGUGAGAUUGUGUCCGGGCGAAUGCAGAAAAGUAUUAUGCAUUCUACCAUUGGAAACUAUGUUGAACAGAAUUGGCUACAGCCGACUCAAGUCAAUAGCUCAAAUUAUGCCGAGCCCUAUCGCGCGCAAGCAGAUUUAGAAAAUGAUUUAUACACUUCCCAUCCAGGGCUAUAUUCUAUUCGUGAUAUGCGGCAAGAAAGAGUACAGCAAGCUUACCAUUUACGCCGGGAAAGAGCGCAACAAACAUACCAACAGCAACACGAACGGUCGCUGGAGGUUUAUCAAAACCGAAACGCUCGAAUGCUAGAAGUUCAACAAAAUCGAAACCAACGAGUACAAGAAGCUCAACAGCGAUCGAAGCACCAAUACUCAUCAAAUCACGUACAAACGAAAUAUCAUUGA